CCGAGCGCCCGCUGGAGCGAGAGCCGGCUGUAGGCGGCUCCUUCCUGUGCAAACUUUUCUGUCCUCUUCCUCCUCCCGCCCUCUGUACCGGCUCCUCGGCGCCCGGCGUCCACCUCCCCGCCCUUCUCGCUGCCUCGGGGUUGCGGCGCGCGGGGCAGAGCCCGGCAGCAGCGGGCAGCGCAGCCCUCGGCGCCGGCCCCACCCGGUGCUCCGGCCCCGCCGCCGGGAGUCGAUGGCCGAGGCUGGCUCGCGUCCCACGGGGUCCCCGGACGAUCCGGCAAGGCCGGCGGCGGCGGUCGCAGUCCCCGAGCCCGAGGCGCCAGCACCGCCGCCGGCGCUUGCCCUGCGCUGGCUGCCCGGGGACCCGAGCCCCCGCGGCCGCUCGCAGAGCGACCUCUCCUCGUCCUCGAGCAGGGGCCGCCCGCUCCGGGUCCACAUCUCCGGCUCAGUUGAUGGACUGGACAAAGCUUCUAUAGCAAACUCAGAUGGCCCCACAGCAGGUUCCCAAACACCUCCCUUCAAGAGGAAGGGGAAACUAUCCACCAUUGGUAAAAUCUUUAAGCCUUGGAAAUGGAGGAAAAAGAAGACCAGCGACAAAUUUAGAGAAACCUCAGCAGUAUUAGAAAGGAAGAUAUCCACAAGACAAAGUAGAGAGGAGCUGAUAAGAAGGGGAGUUCUUAAGGAAUUGCCUGAUCAAGAUGGAGAUGUAACAGUUAACUUUGAAAAUUCAAACGGGCACAUGAUACCCAUCGGAGAGGAAUCUACCCGAGAGGAAAAUGUAGUAAUAUCUGAAGAAGGUAAUGGCUCUGUAUCUGAAAAAACACCACCUCUGGAGGAAAAGGCAGAAGAUAAGAAAGCUGGCUCCUCUCAUUCAAAAAAACAAACUGGCUCUAAAGCAUCAGCUUCGCCAUCCACUUCAUCCACCUCAUCUCGUCCCAAAGCUUCAAAGGAGACAGUAUCUGGCAAAACAGGGACAGUGGGGACCACCAAGGGCAAGAAAAAAACUGGCAAGCAGGCAACGUCUUCUCACCUGUCCUCAGACACAACCACUUCUGGCACAUCCAGCCUGAAAGGAGAGCCUUCGGAGACCAGAGUGGAGAGUCUCAAACUCGAACAGACUGUCCCUGGAGCCGAGGAGCAGAACGCAGGCAAAUCCAAGUCCACGAUCCCUCCAACCCCUGUGGCUCCCACACCUUCUCCUCCUGCCCCUCCUCUCCCUCUUGAAGAUCAAUGCAUUACUGCCUCAGAUACUCCCGUUGUCCUGGUCAGCGUUGGAGCUGACCUGCCCGUCUCUGCCUUAGACCCAAGUCAGCUUCUUUGGGCUGAAGAGCCAAUGAACAGAACCACUCUCCACUCAGGCACUGACUUAAGUGUUAACAGAGAAAAUGCAAAAUGGUAAGUUGGGGAACAAGCUCCCUAUUUUAUCUGAGAACUAAAGAUCACUAAUGUAUUGUGCUGGACAUGAAGCAAACAGGUUUGCUUUCUUUUAUAAUUUAACCUACUGAGUGUUAGGCAUACAUAUGAUCCAACCAUUGGUAGAGCCAACAAAUACCACUUGAGAUCGGUGUUUUCAAGUACAGUUAGAGCCUGCCUCAGCACUACCCAGCGGUCCUCAGUUCCCUUCUCUUUCCUUUCAGUGCUUAUUUUAAAUCUUUACCACGUGGGUCCAGUCUGCUCACCCACUCACAUCAGCAAGUUACUGAGCUUUCCUCUUCUCCAAGAACAUAAAGAAGAUCAGACGAGAACUCUCAAAUUGGAACUCUUUUUUCUCCAGCAGUAGAGUUGGCCCCCUUCUUGUUCCUUUAAAUUCCCACCCAGGUGAAAUGUUAGGUCCUCUGU
Molecule: messenger RNA, 1839 nt
Organism: Cebus imitator (Panamanian white-faced capuchin)
Lineage: Eukaryota; Metazoa; Chordata; Mammalia; Primates; Cebidae
Product: phosphatase and actin regulator 2-like
Exons: 5
Coding region: 233-1399 (388 amino acids)
Biological process (GO): actin cytoskeleton organization
Molecular function (GO): actin binding
Source: RefSeq, a predicted model, not a curated record